AACAAGCUAAUGUGAAGCUGCCGAGGAAAGAUGGCGGCUUCCCUUUGUUGCUGGGGAUUUACGAUACUCUUAGGGGGGGAUUAAACACGUUUACUGCUCUCUAUUGCACACUUGGGUUUUGUAGUGUCAACCAAAGAGGAGUUUGAGCAGAAUAACAUGGAGAAGUCAGGGAGCAUCGACAGUUUGGGCUCGAAGCAGUCUUCUUCGCGACAGCCGAGUGUUGAUUCAUUGUCCAGCUCUUCCACUUCUCGCUCUGACCGCUCGGCACAGGUUAAACCCCCCUCUGCCAUGUCGUCUGACUCUAUGGCCACCACUGCAGAGUUCUCCCCAGAGAUCAGGGUCAAGCCCAAAAUUCAUACAAAGGUUCUUCGAGAUUCUGAUAAAGAGGAGCCACUCUUACUUCCAAAUGAGACUGUGCAAGAUAUGGCUCAAGACGUCACCUAUUUCUGUCCUUUCACUGGAGCGCUACGCGGAACUGUCACAGUUACCAACUACAGGCUGUUUUUCAAGUGCAUGGACAGGGAUCCCUCUUUUGUGUUGGAUUUGCCCCUUGGCGUUGUGAGUCGUGUGGAGAAGAUUGGCAGCGCAUCCAGCCGCGGUGACGUAUCCUAUGGCCUCGUCUGCAAGGAUAUGCGCAAUCUGCGAUUUGCUCACAAACAAAUGGAUGACACGCUCAGGAAGUCGAUUUUUGAAGUGUUGAUGAAAUUUGCAUUUCCUGUCUCCAAUGGGCUGCAAAUAUUUGCCUUUAAGUAUGGACAAGUGUUUCCUGAGAAUGGAUGGAAGGUGUAUGACGCAGUCUCUGAAUACAAAAGACAGGGCAUUCCCAAUGAAAGCUGGAGGGUUACAAAAGUGAACGACCACUACGAGCUGUGUGACACCUACCCAUCAACUCUGGCAGUCCCUGUCAACAUCCCCGAUGAGGAGCUGAAGCGGGUAGCUGCCUUCCGGGCAAAGGGUAGGAUACCUGUGCUGUCAUGGAUUCAUCCAGAGAGUCAGGCAACAGUGACACGCUGCAGUCAGCCCAUGGUUGGAGUAAACGGGAAGCGUAGCAAGGAGGAUGAAAAAUACCUGCAAGCAAUUAUGGAUGCCAAUGCCCAGUCACAUAAACUCUUUAUUUUUGAUGCUAGGCCAAGUGUCAAUGCUGCUGCUAACAAGAUGAAAGGCGGUGGAUAUGAAAGCGAGGAUGCUUAUCAAAAUGCUGAGUUGGUGUUCUUGGAUAUUCACAACAUCCAUGUAAUGAGAGAGUCACUCCGCAAGCUGAAGGAUAUCGUUUACCCCAACAUUGAGGAUUCUCACUGGCUUUCCAAUCUGGAGUCCACCCACUGGCUUGAGCACAUCAAGUUGAUCCUUGCAGGAGCACUGCGUAUUGCAGACAAGGUAGAAUCUGGCAAAACGUCUGUGGUGGUGCACUGCAGCGACGGCUGGGACAGAACGGCACAGCUCACCUCACUGGCCAUGCUCAUGCUGGACAGUUACUACCGCACAAUUCGCGGCUUCCAGGUGUUGCUCGAGAAAGAAUGGCUGAGCUUUGGCCACCGCUUCCAGCUGCGUAUUGGCCAUGGCGAUAAGAACCACACAGAUGCAGAUCGCUCACCUGUUUUCAUUCAAUUCAUUGACUGUGUCUGGCAGUUGACUCGCCAGUUUCCUGCCGCUUUUGAGUUUAACGAAUACUUCCUGGUGACCAUCUUGGACCAUCUGUACAGCUGCCUGUUUGGUACAUUCCUGUGUAACAGCGAACAGCAGAGGAUGAAGGAAGAGAUUCCAAAAAGGACUGUGUCCUUGUGGUCUUACAUUAACAGCCAGCUGGAGGAGUUCAGCAAUCCUUUGUAUGUAAACUUCUCCAACCAUGUGCUGUUCCCUGUGGUCAGCUUGCGCCACCUGGAGCUCUGGGUGGGCUACUACAUACGUUGGAACCCUCGCAUGAGGCCUCAGGAACCUGUUCAUCAGCGCUACAAGGAACUGCUGGCCAAGCGUGCCGAGCUGCAAAAGAGAGUGGAUGAGCUCCAACGAGAGGUGACCAAUCGUUCGGCAUCCUCUUCCUCUGACAGAGCGGGCUCCCCAACACGAUCCAUCACCCCAGUGCAGACCUUUGUUUGACCACACGUCUGCCUGUUUGAGGUUGGCAUAUAGUCCUCAGAGGGACUUGCAAAGUCUUGUGCACCAAACUGCCUGCGGGUGAAAAAACUGCUAAAAGUUUGACUAAUAAUCUGUGUGCUUCCAACAAUGUGUGUGUGUAAGACAUGUAAGAAUACUUAGAAUGAUUUAUUAUCUUGACUGACCUUUCAUCAGUAUUGAUAUUGUACUACAUAAAAACACUGCUAUUCCACUAUUUUUUAAAAGCAAAACUGCUGAAGCUAUUGUACAUACAUACACUGGCUAAAUUCUAUUUGAGUUCAGUUAUGGAAAUUAGAUGGUUUGUUUUCACAAACAUUCCUUUAGAUUUUGACCAAAUGUAUUGGGGGUUUUUUCAGAGUCCAUAAUGUGUAAUUUAAGGCAUUCCUGUGGCUGAGUGGUUGAGAGUUCUUUAGUUCAUCUUUUCUGGUCAACAUUAUUUAUUAUCUCAUAGUUCAGACAUGGAAUUCAGACAUGGAGUUCCCAUACAACACACACUAGGUCAUUUGUUCUUGAAUGGAGCAACUUGCUCAUAAUUAUGUGUGGAAAAAGUCCUGGUUUGCCCUGCUUUUGUUUUAAAUAUAGAAAACUGUCAGCACAACGUAUUAAUAUGGCUAACUCUAUUUUUUAAAAAUCUGAAUGAACAUAAUAUGUGCCUUGUACCAAAUAAUUAAAACAAGCAACUGUU
Messenger RNA from Dunckerocampus dactyliophorus (ringed pipefish), 2800 nucleotides. It is a transcript of the gene mtmr2, whose product is annotated as myotubularin related protein 2. The transcript is spliced from 16 exons. Gene Ontology annotation, molecular function: phosphatidylinositol-3,5-bisphosphate 3-phosphatase activity. The coding region runs from base 157 to 2097 and encodes 646 amino acids. Lineage: Eukaryota; Metazoa; Chordata; Actinopteri; Syngnathiformes; Syngnathidae. Gene Ontology annotation, biological process: dephosphorylation. The record is from RefSeq and is a predicted model, not a curated record.